AUGUUUUCAUUCAAGCAAGCAGCUUACUUCAUUUGUUUGUUUGCUACAGUUUCCUGUGGCUGCCUGAUUCAACUAUAUCAAAAUACUUUCUUCAGAGGUGGGGAUGUCACUUCCUUGUACAGCCCAGAUAUUCAGCACUGUCAGAUGAUGUGCACAUUCCACCCCAGGUGUUUGCUAUUCAGUUUUCUUCCAGCAAGUUUAACUAAGGAGCCAGCUAAAAAGUUUGGCUGCUUCUUGAAAGACAGUGUUACCGGAACAUUACCAAGGGUGCAUAAGAAAAAUGCAGUCUCUGGGCAUUCCUUAAAGCAGUGUGGCCACCUAAUAAGUGCUUGCCACCGAGACACUUAUGAGGGAAUUGAUAUGAGAGGAGCCAAUUUUAAUAUGACUAAGGUUCAAAGUGUUAAAGAAUGCCAAAAAUUGUGCACCAAUGAUAUUCGCUGCCAAUUUUUCACGUAUGCCACCCCAAAUUUUUAUUUUGCUGAGUAUCGGAACAACUGCCUAUUAAAGCGCAGUCUAAGUGGAACACCUACCAGAAUCAAGGUACUGAAGGAUGUGGUAUCUGGAUUCUCACUGAAGCCCUGUGCACUUUCAGAAAUUGGUUGCAAAAUGGACCUUUUCCAGCAACUUGCGUUUACAGAUGUGAAUAUUGCCAGAGUUGUCACUCCAGAUGCUCUAGUGUGUCGGACCAUCUGCACCUACCAUGCCAACUGCUUCUUCUUCACGUUCCACACCAAUGAAUGGGAUGAAGAAUCACAGAGAAAUGUCUGUUUCCUAAAAACUUCUGUAAGUGGGACACCAACUUGCGUUACUCUUCAGGAAAACACUAUAUCUGGACAUAGCCUUUUGUCCUGCAAAAGAACUUUGCCUGAACCAUGCCACAGCAAAAUUUACUCUGGAGUUGACUUUAGAGGGGAAGAACUGAACAUGACCUUUGUGCAAGGAGCAAUUGCUUGCCAAAAGAUGUGUACAGAGACAGUUCGCUGCCAGUUUUUUACUUACUCUUCACUCCCAGAAGACUGUAAGGAAGAGAAGUGUAAAUGUUCUAUGCGAUUAUCUUCAGAUGGUUCCCCAACCAGGAUUACACAUGGGAUCCAAGGGAGCUCUGGUUAUUCUUUGAGAUUGUGUGAAACAGGAGACAGCUCUGUCUGCACAAAAACAAACCCACGCAUUGUGGGAGGAACAAAUUCUUCUUUGGGAGAGUGGCCCUGGCAGGUCAGCCUACAGGUGAAGCUGACGAGCCUAAGCCACCUGUGUGGAGGGUCAAUCAUUGGAAACCAAUGGAUCCUGACUGCUGCCCAUUGCUUUGAUGGGAUUUCCUUACCAGAUGCUUGGCGCAUUUACAGUGGCUUUGUGAAACUGUCCAACAUUACAAAAGAAACUUAUUUCUCACGAAUAAAAGAGAUUAUUAUUCACCAGAAAUAUAAAAUCUCAGAAGCUGGUCAUGACAUUGCCUUAAUAAAACUUCAGGCGCCCUUGAAUUAUACUGAAUUCCAAAAACCAGUAUGCCUACCUUCCAAAAAUGAUGCAAAUACAAUUUAUACCAACUGUUGGGUAACUGGAUGGGGCUUCGAUAAAGAAAAAGGUAAAAUCCAAAAUAUUCUACAAAAGGCAAAUAUUCCUUUGGUAACAAAUGAAGAAUGCCAGAAAAGAUAUAGAGAUUAUGUCAUAACCAAGCAGAUGGUCUGUGCUGGCUACAAAGAAGGGGGCAAAGAUGCUUGUAAGGGAGACUCCGGUGGUCCCUUAGUCUGCAAACAGGGUGGAAUGUGGCAGUUGGUGGGCAUCACCAGUUGGGGGGAAGGCUGUGGCCUCAAGGAACAACCUGGCGUCUACACCAAAGUUGCUGAGUACGUGGACUGGAUUUUAGAGAAAACGCAGAACAGCGACAAAAGUGCUUUGAUGAAGUCAUCGGCAUAA
Molecule: messenger RNA, 1914 nt
Organism: Marmota flaviventris (yellow-bellied marmot)
Lineage: Eukaryota; Metazoa; Chordata; Mammalia; Rodentia; Sciuridae
Gene: Klkb1
Product: kallikrein B1
Biological process (GO): proteolysis
Cellular component (GO): extracellular region
Molecular function (GO): serine-type endopeptidase activity; protein binding
Source: RefSeq, a predicted model, not a curated record